AUGCUGGAGCCGCCAAGCGUCGUUCCUGUGGAAAUAUCGCUUACUACUCAUGGUGCGCGCAUUAUAGAUGAUGAACAUAACGAUCCGAAUGGUUCCGUGCGAGAUACACACGAUAUUUAUUUGCCGAACCACGUCGAGUCGAUUUCGCACAUUGCCGUUGACAUCGGCGGCUCGCUCGCCAAGGUCGUCUACUUUGCGCACGUCCAAGGGCUUGGAUCGCCGCAAUUAAGCCCGAGUCUUGCACCGAAAAAAUCGGGUUUUGAUAAGCCGGUGCCGCACGGGACGCUGUCUUCCGCAGCGCUCCUGGAAGACCGUGCGAAUCGGCGACACGUCUCCUCGCUCGACCCACGCAGUCUGCGCCGCCGCUCGCUUCCCUCGCGCUUCCCAGGCGGUAGACUCAAUUUUAGCAAGUUUGAGACCGGAAAUAUUCAGUCGUGUAUCGAUUUCCUGAAGGACCUCAUCGAGCGGAGUGCUAAGGCGAACCAAGUAGACAUUGUCGAGAUGCGCCGACAUGUAAAACUCAUGGCCACGGGUGGCGGUGCACACUUUUUUUACGACGAUCUCGAGAAGCAGCUGGGCGUCGAGGUGCUUAAAGAGGACGAGAUGGAUUGCCUCAUCACGGGACUCAACUUUAUGACCUUUAUUCCGGAUGAGGUGUUUUGGUACUCGGACGAACUCGUGGACUAUCUGUACGAAGGCAUGCACAAUGUGCGCAACGACUCGUUUCCGCGCGCCGACUCAUCUAUACCUGGCGAAACGAGCGAGAGUCUGCCGCGGCCGAGUCCUCAGCCCCCAAUCUACAAGCCCGUGUUUGAGAGCGACCCCGCGCCGAAACUGCCGUGCUUGCUAGUGAAUAUUGGGUCGGGUGUGAGCAUACUGAAAGUCGACGAGACGGGGCACUUUGAGCGCGUGAGCGGCACGAGUUUGGGAGGCGGCACUUUGUGGGGUCUGCUUAGCCUGCUCACUGACGCGAAUAACUUUGACGAGAUGCUCGAGCUGUGCGAGCGCGGUGAUAACAGCAACGUCGACAUGCUCGUUGGCGAUAUUUACGGCCCUGUGGGCCUGAAUCAAUUAGGUCUCAAAGCAUCCACCAUUGCAUCCAGUUUUGGCAAAGUAUUUCGCUGGGACCGCAACGAAGACAAGCCAGAGCAGGGAACAGGCACUGGGCAGUCUUCGCGCCGCGCGCGACUGCGCCAGGAAGAUAUCUGCCGCAGCUUGCUGUAUGCAAUCAGCAACAAUAUCGGCCAGAUUGCACACCUCAAUGCAGAGAAAUACAAGCUGGAUCGCAUCUACUUUGGGGGCUGUUUUAUCCGCGGCCAUCAAGCCACCAUCUCCACGCUUUCUUAUGCGAUUCGCUUCUGGAGCAAGGGGCGCCGCCGUGCCUACUUUUUGCGCCACGAAGGCUACCUUGGCGCGGUCGGCGCCUGGAUUCACCAUAUUGCCAAUGAGCGCUCCAGCCAGCCGUCGGACGACUCGCAGUCGAAUAGCGACGUGUCCGAGGACGGGAACAUGCCCACUGCGAUGCACAUCAAUUCUCUGCUAGCCGAAGCGCUCGGCGGCGCUUCGUUGGACGCGCCGGCGCCCCACGCAAGAUCUGCCUCCUCUGUGGAGCGCCCCAGAUUUGCCAGCGCGCAAGAAGUGCACGACGCUGUGCCGAUGAACGCAACAAAUAUGUCGGUCAAUGCACUAUUGGAGAACUUGGCGUUGAAAGACGCCGAGGAGAUUUCCGACGAUCCAGCGUCGGUUGCAAGCAUCAUGGCGCAGUUGGAUGCAGCCAACUCGGUUGCAGACACGAUCGAGACACGCGUAAACAGCCUGCUAUCAAAGCUUGGAUCUAUAUUGCACGACAAGUAG
Malassezia vespertilionis is the source of this 1854-nucleotide messenger RNA. RefSeq names its product pantothenate kinase. Gene Ontology annotation, cellular component: cytosol; nucleus. Gene Ontology annotation, biological process: coenzyme A biosynthetic process. The record is from RefSeq and is a predicted model, not a curated record. Lineage: Eukaryota; Fungi; Basidiomycota; Malasseziomycetes; Malasseziales; Malasseziaceae. The coding region runs from base 1 to 1854 and encodes 617 amino acids. The transcript has a single exon. Gene Ontology annotation, molecular function: pantothenate kinase activity; ATP binding.